Messenger RNA from Hipposideros armiger (great roundleaf bat), 1756 nucleotides. RefSeq names its product mitochondrial carrier 1 (gene MTCH1). The record is from RefSeq and is a predicted model, not a curated record. The transcript is spliced from 12 exons. Lineage: Eukaryota; Metazoa; Chordata; Mammalia; Chiroptera; Hipposideridae. Gene Ontology annotation, cellular component: membrane; mitochondrion. Gene Ontology annotation, biological process: positive regulation of apoptotic process. Bases 111 to 1016 code for a protein of 301 amino acids.
GAUUUGGGUGUGCUGUAUUUUUGGUGUUGCCACAUUUGGGACUGAGACUGGAUGGAAGGAAGCUUUUAACUUGGAGAUGAGAAUUCACUGAGAUUUAUUCCGAGAUAAGCAUGGGGUUCAAAGUAUAUAAAAAUGGAUGUUGCCCUGGUGAUACCUGGAAUUUGAAGGUGGGUCACGAGCCGAUGCCCCCCACCAUCGGGACCAAUGUGCUGGGCAGGAAGGUCCUCUAUCUGCCGAGCUUCUUCACCUACGCCAAGUACAUUGUGCAAGUGGAUGGGAAGAUAGGGCUGUUCCGAGGCCUGAGCCCCCGACUCAUGUCCAAUGCGCUCUCCACCGUGACCCGGGGCAGCAUGAAAAAGGUUUUCCCUCCAGAUGAGAUCGAGCAGGUUUCCAACAAGGAUGACAUGAAGACGUCUCUGCGGAAAGUGGUGAAAGAGACCUCCUAUGAGAUGAUGAUGCAGUGCGUGUCCCGCAUGCUGGCCCACCCCCUGCAUGUCAUCUCAAUGCGCUGCAUGGUCCAGUUUGUGGGACGGGAGGCCAAGUACAGUGGUGUGCUGAGCUCCAUUGGGAAGAUUUUCAAAGAGGAAGGGCUGCUGGGAUUCUUUGUCGGCUUAAUCCCUCACCUCCUGGGAGAUGUGGUUUUCUUGUGGGGCUGUAACCUGCUGGCCCAUUUCAUCAAUGCCUACCUGGUGGAUGACAGCGUGAGUGACACCCCAGGGGGGCUGGGAAACGACCAGAAUCCAGGUUCCCAGUUCAGCCAGGCCCUGGCCAUCCGAAGCUACACCAAAUUUGUGAUGGGGAUUGCGGUGAGCAUGCUGACCUACCCCUUCCUGCUGGUCGGUGAUCUCAUGGCUGUGAACAACUGCGGGCUGCAGGCUGGGCUCCCGCCUUACUCCCCAGUGUUCAAAUCCUGGAUCCACUGCUGGAAGUACCUGAGUGUGCAGGGCCAGCUCUUCCGCGGCUCCAGCCUGCUUUUCCGCCGCGUGUCAUCAGGGUCAUGCUUUGCCCUCGAGUAACCAGGACCACCUGAAAACACGCUGUCUCAGCCUGACCACUGUGGGUGAGGCCUGGUCAUCUCGGGCACUUGUAAGACAGCUCCAGCCCAGCAACACCUAGAUGUGCCCCAGCACAAAUGGGCUCCGGUGUCCAUGUUUGCCACAUGUCUGUCCAGAGCGGGUGUUGGGUGGGGGUGUGGGGCUCACCUGUUAGACCUGGGCAAGGUGGGGCGGGCCUGGGGCGCAGUCCCCUCACUUCGCAUAUUUGCUGAGUCUGCCUUGUGCAGGGAGCCACAGAAUGGCUUGUGGAGGCCCAGGUUGGAUGGGAAAAGGCUCGUGGUGUCAGAUCCCACCCCCACGCACACCCAGGUCAGCCCAGCUCUCAUCCUGCAGCUCAGCUGGGAGCCUUGCUCUUCUGCUUGUACAUAGGGUGUGAUUCCCUUUCACGAGGCCACCGUCAUGUCCACGUCUGUGCUGGGAAGCUGUUGCUAGGUUCUGCCUUUGUUUUUCUCAACACUACUUUUCUGAUACGAAGGCAGCCCCUUGUGAAUGGGAAAUCAUGUGACUGCUCAGAAUGUGUCCUCCUCAUCGAGUGCUCAUCGGUUUAAUGGUGGCAUGUCAGUGUGCAGGACCCGGUUCCCUGUGCAGCUGUGAACACCCAGAACUUAGGCAGAUCAGUGUCUCUAGUCCUCCCCAGUUUAAAAUUCCUGAUAAGAUUUGACCCUUUCUCCCUCAAAUAAAUGUACUGAUGGUGAUUUGGA